This is a messenger RNA of Hemisphaericaspora subhashii, 1251 nucleotides long. It is a transcript of the gene PGK1, whose product is annotated as phosphoglycerate kinase. Gene Ontology annotation, biological process: gluconeogenesis; glycolytic process. The transcript has a single exon. The coding region runs from base 1 to 1251 and encodes 416 amino acids. Gene Ontology annotation, cellular component: cytosol. The record is from RefSeq and is a predicted model, not a curated record. Lineage: Eukaryota; Fungi; Ascomycota; Pichiomycetes; Serinales; Debaryomycetaceae. Gene Ontology annotation, molecular function: phosphoglycerate kinase activity; ADP binding; ATP binding.
AUGUCAUUAUCAAACAAAUUAUCAGUUAAAGACUUAGAUGUCGCUAACAAAAGAGUCUUCAUUAGAGUUGAUUUCAAUGUUCCAUUAGAUGGUAAAACUAUUACCAACAAUCAAAGAAUUGUUGCUGCUUUACCAACUAUUCAAUAUGUAUUAGAAAACAAGGCUAAAUCUGUCAUUUUAGCUUCUCAUUUAGGUAGACCAAAUGGUGAACCAAAUGAUAAAUAUUCUUUAGCUCCAGUUGCUGCUGAAUUGGAAAAAUUAUUAGGUAAACCAGUUACUUUCUUAAGUGAUUGUGUUGGUCCAGAAGUUGAAGCUGCUGUCAAUGCUGGUAAGAAUGGUCAAGUCUUCUUAUUAGAAAACUUGAGAUAUCAUAUUGAAGAAGAAGGUUCUCAAAAGAAGGAUGGUCAAAAAAUUAAAGCUAGUGCAGAAGCUGUCAAGAAAUUCAGAGAACAAUUGACUGCUUUAGCUGAUGUCUAUGUUAAUGAUGCUUUUGGUACUGCCCACAGAGCUCAUUCUUCAAUGGUUGGUUUAGAAUUACCACAAAGAGCUGCUGGUUUCUUAAUGGCCAAGGAAUUAGAAUACUUUGCUAAAGCUUUAGAAAACCCAAACAGACCAUUCCUUGCCAUCUUAGGUGGUGCUAAGGUUUCUGAUAAGAUUCAAUUGAUUGAUAACUUGUUAGAUAAAGUUGAUUUAUUAAUUGUUGGAGGUGGUAUGGCCUUCACUUUUAAGAAAGUCUUGGAUAACAUGAACAUUGGUACUUCAUUAUUCGAUGAAGCCGGUUCCAAGAAUGUUCUUCACUUGGUUGAAAAGGCCAAGAAGAAUGGUGUUGAAUUAAUCUUACCUGUUGAUUUCGUCACUGCUGAUAAAUUCGAUAAAGAUGCCCAAGUAGGUACUGCCACUCAAGAAGAAGGUAUUCCAGACAAUUGGAUGGGUUUGGAUGCUGGUCCAAAAUCAAACAAAUUAUUCGCUGAUGCAGUUGCUAAAGCAAAGACUAUUGUUUGGAAUGGUCCUCCAGGUGUUUUUGAAUUUGAAAAAUUCGCAACUGGUACUAAAUCUUUAUUAGAUGCUGCUGUUUCUUCUGCUGAAGCUGGUAAUAUCGUUAUCAUUGGUGGUGGUGAUACCGCUACCGUUGCCAAGAAGUAUGGUGUUGUUGACAAAUUAUCCCAUGUUUCUACUGGUGGUGGUGCUUCUUUGGAAUUAUUAGAAGGUAAGGCUUUACCUGGUGUUGUAGCCCUUUCUAAUAAGGAUUAG